Molecule: messenger RNA, 1101 nt
Organism: Pichia kudriavzevii
Lineage: Eukaryota; Fungi; Ascomycota; Pichiomycetes; Pichiales; Pichiaceae
Exons: 1
Coding region: 1-1101 (366 amino acids)
Biological process (GO): transmembrane transport
Molecular function (GO): transmembrane transporter activity
Source: RefSeq, a predicted model, not a curated record
AUGUUUACGUUUGCUACAGCCAUUUCGUUCAAUGUGUCUUCUUUGAUGACUUGCAGAUUUUUUGCUGGAUUCUUUGCUGGCGCCCCAAUUGUCUCCGCUGGUGGUGUUUUAGCAGACCUUUGGGAUCCCUCCUUUAGAGGGGUUGCAUUUGCAAUAUAUGCAUGUUUUGUUGCUAAUGGUGCUUCUUUUGGGCCAGUUGUUAGCUCCCUUUUGACGAAUAGUAAUAGCAGUGUGGAAUCCUGGAGAAUCACGCAAUGGUUUUGUGGAUUAGGGCAGUUAGUUCUGUUUGUUUUGAUGUACUUGUUCACAGAGGAGACUUUUGAGAAUAAAACCUUGCAAAAACUGGUAACGUGGUACAGAAUCAAAGAAGAUAAGUGGCUGCUACACACUAAAGCAGAUACAGUUUAUUUGGACUUCAAAGGGAUGCUACUUUUACAUGUUGUAAGGCCAUUUGAAAUGCUGUCCAUACCGGUUGUGUUUACCAUGGCAUUGUUUGCAAGUUAUGUUUACGGUCUCUUCUACCUAAUGAUAACCAACAUCUCGACUGCUUUUGAAUUAUCGAGGGGCUGGACGGGAACGAUUACGGAAGUUCCAAAUGUUUCAUUAUUUCUAGGAGUUGUAUUUGGCUGUAUUGGGAACAUUUUAUGGGCACUCAAGUAUUUGGAAAUUGUGAGGAGCAACAAAGGGGAGGCAAUUCCUGAACAGAGGUUCCCCAUAAUGAUGAUGCUUGGCUGGAUGAUGCCAGUGGGGAUCUUUGUUUUUGGAUGGACCUGUGAUGCCAAUAUCCACUGGAUUGUUCCAUGCAUUGGUGUUUCAAUGAUUGGGGCCGGCUUUAUAACUAUAUUCCAGGGCUGUAUUAAUUAUCUGGUUGAUUCCUAUCCAAUACACGCAGCUUCUGCUAUUGCUGCUAACACGUUCAUGAGAUCCGCCUUUGCCGCUAUCUUUCCUUUGUUUGCAAAGCAAUUAUUCGUUAACCUGGGGGUUCACUGGGGUUCAAGCCUAAUUGGAUUUGUUGCUUUAGGUAUGAUACCUAUCCCCUUUGUGUUAUUUGUUGUUGGGAAAAAACUAAGAGCAUCUCACUGGGACAAACUUCAAGGAUAG